Porites evermanni is the source of this 653-nucleotide messenger RNA. Lineage: Eukaryota; Metazoa; Cnidaria; Anthozoa; Scleractinia; Poritidae. The record is from the annotation of a GenBank genome assembly.
AUGACUGUAACUCACAAGAUUAUUAACAAACUAAUGAUGAGAACAGUUGGGCAAAGAGACAUGAGUGUUCAGGAAGUAAUGACCAGCAGCUUUCUAUAAAACUUGUUAGUUCUUCAUUUCAAAUUAUAUCAACUUCUUUAGCUGGUUCUCGAAGAAUAACAGUUCAAAGCAAUUUACUUCACACUGAAAAGUCUCUUCUUGACUUAUAUGCCAAACGAGACACUUAUGAAUGUGAUUUUCCAGGCAUAUCCAAUCUGAACUUCAUACAAUUGGCGUCUUCAUUUUGCAAAGGAAAGUUAGGAAUAGCAAGAAGAAAAACUGAUGUUGUGGUAAAAACUCACCCUAACUAUUCAUCAAACCCAAAGGGUCCUUCAUAUGGCUUAUUCUGCAAAUACCAGCUGCUAAAAUACAAACCUUGGCUUCAUUCUUUUAAUAGUGCACGGGAUGACCAAGACAAUAGUGAUGUAGUUUAUAUUGAAAAAUGGCAUGAAGCUUUAACUUCAUCUACAGCAAAGAUGUUGGUACCAAAUUGCUUUUUGCAACUUGAUUCAGUAUCACAAUGUGUUCAACACGACGUUGAUAGCCUUGACAUCUGUCAAAGUGAUGCUGGUGAGAGGGAUGAGCGGGUGUACUUGGCAGAACUUAAUUUGAAC